AUGACCGCCACCUCGCCCAAGGGUUCCAAGAAGAAGGGAGGGAACGACGAAGAGGAGGGGAUUUACAGCAGCACUGUGAAUCUCCCGGUGACCAACUUCCAGCAGAGAGCCAACUCAGUCGUCAGGGAGCCAGAGAUCCAGAAGUUCUGGGAGGAGAAUCGCAUCUACGAGAAGUUGUACGAGUCCAAUCCUGGCACAAAGUUUGUUCUGCAUGACGGACCCCCAUAUGCGAACGGGAACCUUCACAUCGGGCAUGCCCUCAACAAGAUUCUCAAGGACUUCAUCAACAGAUACAAGGUCAUCUCCGGACACAAAGUCAAGUUCGUGCCCGGCUGGGAUUGCCACGGUCUUCCCAUCGAGCUCAAAGUCCUCCAGUCCCUCAAGAAAGAGGAGAAGGAGAAUAUGACCCCGAUCUCGCUCAGGAAGAAGGCAGCUGAGUUCGCCAAGCAGACGGUCGAUCAGCAGAGGGAGAGCUUCAAGAGGUAUGGAGUGUGGGCUGAUUGGAGUGAGCCUUACCUCACCCUCGACCCCAAGUACGAAGCUGCGCAGAUCGAGACCUUCGGUGCCAUGCUGAAGGGUGGCCACAUCUACCGUGGACGCAAGCCCGUGAACUGGUCCCCCAGCAGCAGGACAGCUCUGGCUGAGGCCGAGCUGGAGUACCCCGAGGGACACAAGUCAAGGAGCAUGUAUGCUGCCUUCACUGUGGUCGAGCCGUCGGAGGCUGUGAAGCCUCACAGUGAGAACCUCAAGGUCGCGAUCUGGACGACGACGCCAUGGACCAUCCCAGCGAACUUGGCGGUGGCUGUGAACGAGAAGCUGGAGUACUCCAUCGUUGAGCACCAUGGGGUGAAGUACGUCGUGGCUAAGGACCUCAAGGGAGCCUUGGCUGCCAAGCUGAAGAAGGGAGAGGAGGACGAGGUUGAGCUGAAGGAGAUCGCUGUCAUUACCGGCAAGGAGCUUGCGGGAACCAAGUAUCAGCAUCCUCUGUACAAGGAGAGGAUCAACCCGGUUGUGAUUGGUGGUGACUACAUCACGACUGAGAGCGGUACUGGUCUUGUGCACACGGCUCCAGGACACGGUGUGGAAGAUUAUCAGACCGGCCUCAAGUACGGUCUGGAGCUCCUGAGCCCCGUCGACGAUGCUGGGAGGUUCACUGCCGAGGCUGGUCCUCUCCUCGAGGGGAAGGAUGUGUUGAAGGAUGGAAACGAACGGGUCCUUGAGCUCAUGGAGGAAGCAGGAGCACUGAUCAAGGAAGAGGAGUACGGACACAAGUAUCCCUAUGACUGGCGCACGAAGAAGCCUACCAUCUUUCGUGCUACUGAUCAGUGGUUCGCCUCUGUCGAGAACUUCCGCGAGAAGGCCAUGGGCGCCAUUGACACCGUGAAGUGGAUCCCGGAAGUCGGCAAGAACCGCAUCUCCGCCAUGGUGGAGGGCCGCUCGGACUGGUGCAUCUCCCGCCAGAGGAGCUGGGGUGUUCCCAUCCCCGUCUUCUACCACAAGGAGACUGGAGAGCCUCUCCUGACGGCCGAGAGUAUCGACCACAUCCGGGACAUCAUCGCCGAGCACGGCUCUGACGCCUGGUGGGAGAAGGAUGUCGCUGAGCUGCUUCCUCCCUCCCACAAGCAGGAGGCGGACAAGUGGGAGAGGGGCAGGGACACGAUGGACGUCUGGUUUGACUCCGGCAGCUCCUGGAACGGGGUGGUCAAGAGCUGGGGAGAAGGCAAGGCGCUCGACUUCCCAGCUGACAUGUACCUGGAAGGAUCGGACCAGCACAGAGGAUGGUUCCAGUCUUCCCUCCUGACCUCAGUGGCGGCGCAGGGCACGGCCCCCUACAAGACCGUGUUGACGCACGGCUUCGUCCUGGAUGAGAAGGGCUUCAAGAUGUCAAAAUCGCUCGGGAACGUGGUCGACCCUGCCCUGGUGAUCAACGGAGGCAAGAAUCAGAAGACGGAGCCAGCCUUCGGGGCGGACACGCUGAGGCUGUGGGUGGCGUCGGUUGACUACACUGGAGACGUGCGAGUGGGAGGGAACAUCAUGAAGCAGAUUUCCGACUCCUACCGCAAGAUCAGGAACACCCUCCGCUACCUGCUCGGCAACCUGCACGGUUUCGAUCCCAAGAAGCACUCGGUCAAGUACGAAGACCUUCCCUCCGUCGACAAGUGGAUGCUCGGCAGGCUUGCAAGGGUACAGGAGGAGGUGAGGGACGCGUACGACACGUUCCAGUUCUACCGCGCGUACCAGGCUAUCCUCCAGGUGUGCAUCACCGAGCUCAGCAACUUCUAUCUCGACAUCGCAAAGGACAGGCUCUACAUCUCCGCUGAGGACGACGUUCGUCGACGAAGCUGCCAGACGGUCCUUCAUGCUGCGCUGGAGAUGCUGACUACAGCCAUCUCUCCCAUGCUGCCCCACAUGGCGGAGGACGCCUGGCAGAACCUGCCCUGGGAGCACGUCUCGUCGGUCUUCGAGCAUGGCUGGAAGCAGCUGGAUUACCCGAGCCACGAGGGAGAGCGCUGGGACUACAUCCGAUCUUUGCGGGAUGACGUGAACCAGUGUAUGGAGGCUGCUAGGGCCGACAAGCUCAUCGGAGCGACGCUCGAAGGCUCGGUUGCCAUCUACGUGGCCGAUGAGGAAAAGAAGCAGUUGGUGACCUCGCUCCUCCACGAGGUCUCCAUGCUCACCAGCGAGACCUCGCCAGGGUUCAACAAGGUCGACGACCUUCGCUUCCUCUUCCUCGUCUCCGACGUCAAGAUCGUGGACACCCCGGAAGACGUGACCUCCCUCUGCAACGAGAAGCACACGCUCUCCAUCUCCGACUCCGCCAGCGGCUGCUUCGUUGGAGUUGCAAGGGCGCAGGGCAAGAAGUGCGAGAGGUGCUGGUUCUACUCGGACACGGUCGGGACACACGAGGGACUUGAAAACAUCUGUCCUCGCUGCGCGCAAGCAGUGAAGCAGAAGCAAGCUGCUUAA
Messenger RNA from Guillardia theta CCMP2712, 2967 nucleotides. RefSeq lists its product as hypothetical. Gene Ontology annotation, cellular component: cytosol. The transcript has 8 exons. Gene Ontology annotation, biological process: isoleucyl-tRNA aminoacylation. The record is from RefSeq and is a predicted model, not a curated record. Bases 1 to 2967 code for a protein of 988 amino acids. NCBI's taxonomy places the organism in Eukaryota, Cryptophyceae, Pyrenomonadales, Geminigeraceae. Gene Ontology annotation, molecular function: ATP binding; isoleucine-tRNA ligase activity; aminoacyl-tRNA deacylase activity.